Messenger RNA from Aplysia californica (California sea hare), 753 nucleotides. Its product is annotated as S-adenosylmethionine sensor upstream of mTORC1. The record is from RefSeq and is a predicted model, not a curated record. Gene Ontology annotation, biological process: negative regulation of TORC1 signaling. NCBI's taxonomy places the organism in Eukaryota, Metazoa, Mollusca, Gastropoda, Aplysiida, Aplysiidae.
ACGGUGUUCCAGUGUGACUUCCUCUCCCUGACCAUCUCCCGACCUCUGACCCCGCCGGCCUUGACCUCUCACCUGUCCGCCAUGUCUAGCCCCGUGACGCAGUUGCCCAGCGGAGCCUUCCAUGUGGUCGUCUUCUCACUUCUGCUGGAGUACAUGCCCUCACGUCUGCAGAGGUGGCGCUGCUGCCUCAAGGCGCAUGCGCUGUUGGCGGUGAACGGCCUUCUGAUUGUUGUCACUCCUGAUUCGCAUAGCUUACACAGAAAUGCUCCCAUGAUGAAGAGCUGGAAGCAAGCCAUAGAGGCUGUAGGUUUCAGAAGGUGGAGAUAUGAGAAGCAGAGUCAUAUACACUGCAUGGCUUUUCGGAAGAUCACAGAGAAAGUGGCCGUAGAAGAGAAGGAGACAGACAAGUAUGUGGAGAUGAUGUAUAUACCACAGGAUUUUAAGGAAGAUGCAGACGAGAAAGCUCCCAAGAAACGGAAGACGAAACACAAAGUUGCUGCAAAGUCUGAUUCUGCACAGCAGGAGAAAUGAGGGAUGUUGACGGUCUUGCGUUUUUAUCAACUCUAUGACGGCACGCUUUCUCGUCAGUCUACAGAACAGGAAGAUGCACUGUUGUGGAGCAUUUUAGAAAAGAAGCAUAAAUUAUGCUUUGUUAUUCUAUUUUGUUUUAGUAAGCAUUUUACAGCACUUGCAACACAAUUAGGUCAUGUAAGUGCUGAAGAUUAAAGGUGUUGCAAACGAACAACAAACGCA